UUUCUCCUCCGUCACUAAUCCUUGUCAUCGGUUCAUCUUCCGUCACCAAAGAAAUCGCGUCUCCAGCAAUUGCACGCGUUCAGCCUGUACACCCUACAAUCCAUCACCCAUAUCAAGUCCUCCCCACCACCUAAUUCACCAUGCCUCUAGUCCGCAAACGCCGAGCCACCCGCGACGACAUCGACGACGACGACGUCCAGACGCCCCGACGCCGCCAACUCCCGGACGAUUCCUCCGACGAAGAUGUCACUAUGGUCGCGGACGACGAUGCAUCGCAGCCGGGCGGUGCCGCCGACGUGACACAGAUGGCGAGGAAGCUGGUGCGGUUGGCGUUGGCGUGCGAGUAUUCGCGGCAGCCGAUCCGGCGGGCGGAGAUCAGUGCGAAGGUGCUGGGGAACCACCCGAGACAGUUCAAGACGGUGUUUGAGGAGGCGCAGGGGACGUUACGGGAUGUGUUUGGUAUGGAGAUGAGCGAGUUGCCGGUGCGAGAGAAAAUCACGUUGCAGGAGAAGCGAGCCGCCCAACGCGCUCCCAAAGGUUCCCUCUCCAGCAAAUCCUGGGUCCUCACCACCGUCCUCCCCCCCCGCUUCCGCGACCCCGCCAUCAUCCCCCCACCCGCCGUCCCCACGCAUGACGCCGAAAGCGCCUACAUUGGCCUCUACACCUUCCUCAUCAGCGUGAUCUACCUGAACGGCGGGUCGCUCGCGGAGGCGAAGCUGGAGCGGUACCUGCGGCGGGCGAACGCGGACGAGUACACGCCGGUGGAUAGGACGGAUAAGCUGCUGCAGCGGAUGCAGCGGGAGGGGUAUUUGGUAAGGGUGAAGGAUAAUUCGACGGGGGAAGAGAUGGUGG
Molecule: messenger RNA, 852 nt
Organism: Eremomyces bilateralis CBS 781.70
Lineage: Eukaryota; Fungi; Ascomycota; Dothideomycetes; Eremomycetales; Eremomycetaceae
Product: MAGE-domain-containing protein
Exons: 4
Biological process (GO): DNA repair
Cellular component (GO): nucleus
Source: RefSeq, a predicted model, not a curated record